Molecule: messenger RNA, 714 nt
Organism: Mercurialis annua (annual mercury)
Lineage: Eukaryota; Viridiplantae; Streptophyta; Magnoliopsida; Malpighiales; Euphorbiaceae
Exons: 2
Coding region: 1-714 (237 amino acids)
Molecular function (GO): RNA-DNA hybrid ribonuclease activity; nucleic acid binding
Source: RefSeq, a predicted model, not a curated record
AUGGAAUCCUUAACGCAUCUGUUCUUUUCAUGUCCUUUCGCUGAGGUUGUAUGGAUGGGGUCCCCUGUGUAUCAGACGGUUGUGAAUGUGCCUAAUGUGUCGCUGAUGGACUUUUGGUUGGAGCUGGAUAAGACCUGCAGUACCUCAGAUAUCAGGAACUUUGUUCUGUCUUUAGUUGCUUGGACACUCUGGUCUAUUUGGUUGUGUAGGAAUGAUUUAAUUUUUAAAGACCUGUUUUGUGAUCCUUUGUUUGUGAAUCAUCGAGCUGGUCCGGCUAUCUCUGAUCAGUGGAGUCCCCCGCCUAGGUUUGCUUAUAAGAUUAACUUCGAUGGAGCUUUCCAUAACCAGUCAUCUUCGGGGGUCGGGGCUGCUGUGGCUAGAAAUCACGUUGUGAAAGUUAUUGCCUCCUCUGCUCGGCGUUUCCUGAAUGUCUCUUCUCCGGCCCUUGUGGAAGCUAUGGCUCUUAGGGAAGCUAUUGUUUUGGCUAAAAAUCUACGUCUUACUGACCCCAUUUUUGAAGGUGAUGCGAAGGGCAUUGUUGACGCAAUGAGAAGCGGUUCGGGGGUGGAUAGGGACUGUGAUGUAGUUAUUCAAGAUUGCCGGUUUUUGUGUAGAGAUUUUUUGCUUCCGUCUUUUAAUUUCAUUAUGCGUUCUUUUAAUUGGGUGGCACAUAUUGUGGCCAAAAAAGUCCUUAGGGACUACUUUUUGUUGUGA